CCUGUAGUGUGUCCGCAGUCUCUGGUCAUCUCCUGUAGUGUGUCCGCAGUCUCUGGUCAUCUCCUGUAGUGUGUCCGCAGUCUCUGGUCAUCUCCUGUAGUGUGUCCGCAGUCUCUGGUCAUCUCCUGUAGUGUGUCCGCAGUCUCUGGUCAUCUCCUGUAGUGUGUGCGCAGUCUCUGGUCAUCUCCUGUAGUGUGUCCGCAGUCUCUGGUCAUCUCCUGUAGUGUGUCCGCAGUCUCUGGUCAUCUCCUGUAUGUGUCCGCAGUCUCUGGUCAUCUCCUGUAGUGUGUCCGCAGUCUCUGGUCAUCUCCUGUACUGUGUCCGCAGUCUCUGGUCAUCUCCUGUACUGUGUCCGCAGUCUCUGGUCAUCUCCUGUACUGUGUGUGCGCAGUCUCUGGUCAUCUCCUGUACUGUGUCCGCAGUCUCUGGUCAUCUCGGCCCCUGUACUGUGUCGCGCAGUCUCUGGUCAUCUCUCCUGUCUGUGUCCUGUACUGUGUCU
Molecule: messenger RNA, 499 nt
Organism: Staurois parvus
Lineage: Eukaryota; Metazoa; Chordata; Amphibia; Anura; Ranidae
Source: the annotation of a GenBank genome assembly